This is a messenger RNA of Centruroides sculpturatus (bark scorpion), 430 nucleotides long. RefSeq lists its product as uncharacterized. The transcript is spliced from 2 exons. The record is from RefSeq and is a predicted model, not a curated record. NCBI's taxonomy places the organism in Eukaryota, Metazoa, Arthropoda, Arachnida, Scorpiones, Buthidae. The annotation marks the transcript as partial.
CUUUCACGUCAGGUGAAGGACGUUCAGCAGUGUUGUUGCUAUACUAGUUUGUACACACUAGUUUGUAUAUUACACAGCAUAGAAGCAACAACUAUUUAAUUUUCAGUCUUCUCUAAGGUCUCAACAUGAAAAAUUUGGUCUCGAUUUUUGUAUUGAUAGUUAUUUUUUCAGUCAUUAAUGCUAAUGACAAUCCUCCGCCGAAAAAUAGUAAUAAGGAUGAAAGUGCUUCUAAACAUAAUGAAACAAAUGAUAAAGGUUUAACACCGGAACAAGCAGAUCCUGUUGUAAUCGUGGAAUCAGACGAGAAUAAGGAAGAGAUCCAUACAAUACCCGAAUCCGUGGAAGAAAAGAUCCAUGUAACACCCGAAUCUGUGGAAGAUACAUUACCCGAAAUAGAACCUAUACCCGCUUUUGGUACUGGAUUCUCUGG